AUGGCUCCCGUGAAAAAGCUCGUGGCGAAGGGCGGCAAAAAAAAGAAGCAGGUUCUGAAGUUCACGCUGGACUGCACCCACCCCGUGGAAGAUGGCAUCAUGGACGCCGCCAACUUUGAGCAGUUUCUUCAGGAGAGAAUCAAAGUGAACGGAAAAGCUGGGAAUCUCGGCGGAGGGGUGGUAACCAUUGAGAGGAGCAAGAGUAAAAUCACUGUGACGUCCGAGGUGCCUUUUUCCAAAAGGUAUUUGAAAUAUCUCACCAAAAAAUAUCUGAAGAAGAAUAACCUACGGGACUGGUUGCGCGUAGUUGCUAACAGCAAAGAGAGUUACGAAUUGCGUUACUUCCAGAUAAACCAGGAUGAAGAGGAGGAGGAAGAUGAGGAUUAA
Pipistrellus nathusii (Nathusius's pipistrelle) is the source of this 387-nucleotide messenger RNA. The record is from the annotation of a GenBank genome assembly. Lineage: Eukaryota; Metazoa; Chordata; Mammalia; Chiroptera; Vespertilionidae.